Westerdykella ornata is the source of this 966-nucleotide messenger RNA. RefSeq names its product thymidylate kinase. Gene Ontology annotation, biological process: dUDP biosynthetic process; dTTP biosynthetic process; dTDP biosynthetic process. The record is from RefSeq and is a predicted model, not a curated record. NCBI's taxonomy places the organism in Eukaryota, Fungi, Ascomycota, Dothideomycetes, Pleosporales, Sporormiaceae. Gene Ontology annotation, molecular function: dTMP kinase activity; ATP binding. The transcript is spliced from 3 exons. Gene Ontology annotation, cellular component: nucleus; cytosol; cytoplasm. The coding region runs from base 50 to 700 and encodes 216 amino acids.
CCUUGAUCUCGCCUUUCUUCAUACUUUUUUUAAGAGACAGCAAUUGGGAAUGACACGCGGCAAACUCAUCGUUUUCGAAGGCGUGGAUCGCGCGGGGAAAUCGACGCAGGUGCGGCUUCUUGGGGAGGCGUUGCGGAGGGAAGGGUUGGAUGUUAGGGUUAUGAGAUUUCCUGAUAGAACAACUCCCAUUGGCCGCAUGAUUGGAGAGUACCUAGCCGGACAAAGCGACCAAGAAGAUCAUGUCAUCCACCUCCUGUUCUCGGCGAAUAGAUGGGAAGCCGCCGCCUCAAUAGAAUCCUCCCUCAACUCCGGCACCACCGUGAUAAUAGACCGCUACUACUACUCGGGCUGCGUCUACUCGGCCGCCAAAUCCAACCCCAGUCUUUCCCUAACCUGGGCACGGCACCCAGAGGAAGGCCUUCCGCGUCCAGACCUGGCCAUCUUUCUGGAUCUGAGUCCAGAGGAGGCGGCGAAGCGGGGUGGUUAUGGAGGGGAGAAGUACGAGAAGGUGGAGAUGCAGGAGAAGGUGAGGGAGUUGUUUGCGGUGUUGAGGGAGAGUAAGGAGGGGGAGGACUUUGUGACGGUGGAUGCAGGGGCGGGCGUGGACGAGGUGAGUAGGAGGGUGAGAGAGGUUGUGAGGGAAUGUAUGGAGAGGGUCGAUAGGGAACAGGCACCGUUGAGGUAUGUGGGGCCUUGGUGAUGGAGCCGGAGACCGAGAGCUUGCGGUUCCGGCCUAAGAGCUCGAAGAUAUCGAUCGAUGGUAGGGUAGACGGAAGACGCGGACGAGGUCAACGGCAACCGGCCUGGGACGUCCUGGAAACAAGGAGAUGGCACUCAGGGUGCUCGAGCAUUUCUCACCCCUUCUUCCUGCCGCCAGCAUAUGAGUCAAUGGAGGGGAACUCUUCUUCCUUUCCUUUUCCUCCUACAUAUCUGUCGAUAGAUGGGUACUCCUCUUCUCCAUCCUCG